Messenger RNA from Salvia splendens (bonfire salvia), 1153 nucleotides. Its product is annotated as dirigent protein 21. The coding region runs from base 122 to 889 and encodes 255 amino acids. The record is from RefSeq and is a predicted model, not a curated record. NCBI's taxonomy places the organism in Eukaryota, Viridiplantae, Streptophyta, Magnoliopsida, Lamiales, Lamiaceae. The transcript is spliced from 3 exons.
UUCAAUUAAUAUUUUCCCCCCACUUGUUUCCUCAAUAUAAUCCCACCCAAUCCACACAACUCCAAUCAACACAAAUUUCUCCCAAAAUCAAAUACAAACAUUUUCACUAAUAACAACAAAUAUGUUUAUGCUUACCAAUUGCUUCGGAAAGGAAAAAAAUUACACGAAAGAAAAGGUGGCAAAGCUCCAUUUCUACGUGCAAGACCUCCGCAUCGGCCACGUCAGUGCCACGGUGUCGGAGGUGGCCACGGCCUCCGUCACAAAGGAUUCCCCCUACGACUUCGGCAGUGUCCACGUCCUCGACGACCUCGUCACCGCGGAGCCGGCGAUCGACUCCCGCCCCAUCGGCCGCGUGCAGGGCCUCACCACCAACGCCGAUCUCUCCACCUACGGCAUCGCCAUGAACCUCAAUUUCCACUUCACGGCGGGGAAGUUCGCCGGCAGCCAGCUCAGCAUCCUUGGACGGAAUCAGGUCAUGGACUGUUUGAAGGCUAACAGUUUACACGACUCUCGUGAGAUCAGAUCCAGUUCCGUCAUCAACUUCUUUAGCCAUAGGAUUUCAGUCAGACCACUUCUAAUUCCUCGAAACUCAGCUUCAGCACUUGAUAGAGCCACUACCUUUUGCUUCUUGCUCCUCCAACAUGCCCCGGUGUUCCCUUUAGGUAACGAACAAUCCUCAAUGCCGCUUCCCAGUGAGCAGGACGAUAAGCGGGAGCUGCCUGUGGUCGGUGGGACCGGGGCCUUCCGGUUCACGCGCGGCUACGCCAUCCAAACCACCUACUCGAUCGACUUUCCUGCCCACUACGCUGUCUUGGAGUACACCGUGUACGCCACCUAUGAUUCGGAGAUCGGAAAAAGCGAUGAAGAUGUUGAGGUUUUUUAUUUUUGAGUUAAUUUAUUUAGUUAAUUUGCGUUUGAUUAUAUUUUCCUUGUAAUGUAGUGCAAGUUGUUAGUGAUUAUAGUUUGAUGGGGUUAAUGUGAGGUAGUGCAAGUUGUGAUUUUAGUGGUGUGCUUGCUUUUUGUUUUCUUUCUAAGGUAGUACAUUAUUGUCUUUAGCUGUAUGGUUAUAAUUGGAUUUGGGCCCAUUUGUAAUUUGAGUUUUAUAGCUGUGUGGUUAUAAUUGGAUUUGGGCCCAUUUGUGAUUUGAGUUUUA